AUGAAUGAACUUUUUGAGGAGUAUUUGAAACUGGUUGGAAGUAAGGUAGAGAGAAAGGACCCAGUUUAUAAGUCACAAUGUCAAUUGUCAUUCAAGGAUUACUUUUCUGAAGGGGGACUUUACGUUAAUUUGAAAAAUUUUGAAGCUUACAGUACAGAAUUCCUUAAUUGGGAUUAUGAGCAGAGUGGUUGUAGGCUUUACUUAAGUAUCAAAGGCACUAGAAAGUAUCAUUCGGAAAAUGUUGAGAAUCCCACAAAUUUGUCUAUAGGCAAGAAGGGAGGGUAUUUCCCAGAGAAGCCAUUUUUUGAGGACUUAUUUCAAUAUAAUUUGGUAAGUAUUCCAGACAUGAAUACUAUGAGUUUAAAAGAUGACCAGGUUCCUAGAGAGCUUUCUGAGAAGCUCAACUAUAUAAUCCAGUAUGACCAGAAUAUGGAAUUGAGUAAGGACACUGAUUCUUUAGUUACUUGGGCUGAAGAAAGAAAGGUGUCUAAACAUGCUGAGAAUCUUUUCCAGGUGUCUUCCCCAAAACAAGUGCCUCCAAAAGGUUGGGCAUGCGAGAAGUGUGGAGCCAAUAAAAAUUUGUGGUUGAAUUUAUCAGACGGCUUUAUUGGUUGUGGAAGAAGGUUAUAUGGAGUGGGAGGUGGCUGUUUCGAUGGGAAGGAAGAGGGAGCAGCCUUACUCCAUUAUCGUGAACACAUAGAAAGGCCUUUGGCAGUUAAGUUGGGGACUAUAACUCAAUUUGGAAAUGCAGACGUGUUUUCUUACGACCCACAAGAGGAUGACUUGGUUGUAGACCCUCACCUGGUACGACACCUGUCUGUAUUUGGGAUAAAUGUGGGGCAGCUUGAGAAAACUGAAAAGAGUUUAGUAGAGAUGCAAAUUGAGCAAAACAACAAGUUGGAUUUGACAAGUGGAAUGGAGUCCGAAGAAGAUGGGAGUUUUGUAUCAAUGAGUAAGCUAUACAAAGAUCAGGCAGUUUUGGUAGGACUUGAGAACUCUGGUAAUUCUUGUUAUGUUAAUGUGAUUUUACAGCUUUUAGCGGGUAUUUCAGAGGUAGGAGAAUUAUUUUCGUGUCAUUUUCAGGAUCUACUGGAAAUUUAUUCUGCAAAUUUUAUUCAGAAAACAAGACCAAGAGAUAGCAUUGUAAUUCAGUUCUCCAAAGUAAUAAAAGCUUUACUUUCAAAUGACGUAAUUAAAGAUCGUAAAUAUAAGAUUUCAUCUCGUUCUCAAGAUGUUCAAAAGUCUAUUUCUGAGCUAAAGGAAAAAGGAAUUAAUGAGAAUAUAAUUGAAACUUUAACAGAAAGUGAAAUUAAUCCUUUUUUGGUUUAUGUUCUCCCCUCAAUGUUGAAAAGAACUAUUUCUAAGGGUAAUCCUGAAUUUUCCUCAUCCCAUCAACAAGAUACCCUCGAGUAUUUUACUUUCCUUCAAGAAAAGCUCUCUGAGGAUUUGAAAAAGUAUUUAAAUUAUGCCUCAAAUGAACUCCAAAAGUUAAUCCAAGAAUUUCUCACUCUCUUCAGUUUCUUCAUUGGUGAGAGACUCGAGUGUAAACAAUCUGGGUCUGUAAAACUGAGUUCUCAGUUGAAUAAUGUAUUAUCUCUUCCAAUACCUAAAGACUUAAUUACCUAUUGUUCCGAUACCAGACAGUCAAAAAAACCAAAGCAUGCUUGUGAGGAUGAGGAUUCUGUUCCACAAAAUUCAAAUACCACUAACGACCAGGAAAAGAGCGAUAGUGAUGAACGUUUUAGUGAUAUUUCCUUCUUGCUUUCCAAUUGGAAACAAGAAGAAAUUGUUGAAAGUUUUCUCUCUCCUUGUACCAACCAACUGGGAAAGGCUGGGAAGUCCAAUUUUAUAAAAACUAUGCCAAAGUACCUGAUUAUACACAUGCAGAGAUUCUAUUUAUCGGAUGACUGGAAGCCUAAAAAGAUUAAUUUAAGUGUUAAAGUUCCGAAUUUUCUAGAUCUAGAGAAUUUAAGAGGUUCUGAAAACCUAAAACCUGGUGAAAAACCUUUUCCCGAAGGAGAUGAAGCUGAUAUAGUUUCAAAAAAUGAGAUCCAAGUUCCAGAAUCUUUGGUGAGCUCUGUUUUGGACUUGGGAUUUACUAAAUCUCACGCUGAGCUGGCAGUAAAAAAUACUUCUUCAACAGAUAUAGACAUAUGUAUCAAUUGGAUUCUAACUAACAUUGAUACAAUCAACACUAUGGAUUUAACUUCAGCCAAUUCAUCUUCUUCCACUACUUCCAAAGUAAAUAAUUCAGUGUCUCCUCAGGAUUUAGAAGCUAUUGAAAAUAUAGUUUCUAUAUGUUGUUGCUCAAGAGAUAUAGCAGAAAAAGCACUUAAGAUUUCAAACCAAAACUUAGAAAGAGCUAUCCAAAUGAUCUUUGAUGACCCUUGUAUUAUUGAAAGUUUUGAAGAGACACAGAUACAAGUAACUGCUCCCAAUACUUCAGAGCUUCCAGAGCUCGAGGAUGGCCCUGGAAAAUAUGAAUUAAUUGGAGUUAUUUGCCAUCUGGGAAAAAGUGUACACAGUGGACACUAUAUUUGCUAUAACAAACGAAAAGAUCACCAAGAACCAUCUUCCUCUAUAUGGGUAAGAUUUAAUGAUACUAAAGUCUAUUUAAGCAAGGAGGAUAACUUCCCCCACAAAGAAAAAGGGUACCUCUAUUUGUAUCGUAGAACCAGCUAA
Molecule: messenger RNA, 2682 nt
Organism: Cryptosporidium ubiquitum
Lineage: Eukaryota; Apicomplexa; Conoidasida; Eucoccidiorida; Cryptosporidiidae
Product: UBP5 like deubiquitinating enzyme
Exons: 1
Coding region: 1-2682 (893 amino acids)
Biological process (GO): protein deubiquitination
Molecular function (GO): cysteine-type deubiquitinase activity; zinc ion binding
Source: RefSeq, a predicted model, not a curated record